Messenger RNA from Nerophis lumbriciformis (worm pipefish), 3293 nucleotides. Its product is annotated as putative helicase mov-10-B.2. Gene Ontology annotation, molecular function: RNA binding; 5'-3' RNA helicase activity. NCBI's taxonomy places the organism in Eukaryota, Metazoa, Chordata, Actinopteri, Syngnathiformes, Syngnathidae. The record is from RefSeq and is a predicted model, not a curated record.
GUUUACGUUCAUCAGACAUAUAAAAACAGUUGGACGGGCUUGUGGUUGUGGACAGACAUGAAGAAAAAAAGGGAGACAGUCUGUAAAAUUGGGCUCCAGUUUUUUGGGUUUUUGAAGGAAACCGAUCGAGCAGCCAUUAAAGCCAAAGCGGAACUAAAAUACAUAUACAACAACGAGUAUAGAGGAGUGCAGGUGGCCAAAGCUCCUAACUUUGGCACAGUCCUCUACUUUUUGAAAAUGUCAAAGGAAAUUAAAGUGGGAAAAGAUUACGUUCACGUCAAGUCCAAGGUGAGAGGGCUUACUGUAGACCAGUGGAACGCACCCAGGCCGAGACAACAGGAGACUUUGAAUGGAGUAACCCAUCCAUCUCGAUCUCCAUCUUCAGAUCAGCCUUCCUUGUCCGCAGUCGACAAAGAGAGAAAAUGUGCCCAGCUCCUUGUGGAAAAACUCAAGAAAAACAGAUCUGACUACAUUGCAAAUAAAAAUGGCAUUGUCAUCAGCUCAAAUUAUCAGUUUGAAGAUGGAACCAUUUGCAUAGAGUGGCAAAAAACAGAGUGUCUUGUGAAUUUAACUGUAGCAAACACUGGAACUGAAACAGUGCAUUUUACCUACUACACGGCGUUGCGCAUGCUCAGCAGCUUCACACUCUGUGAUAAGCAGAAAGUGACCAGAAAAAACCCACUUGCGCUCAAACCUGGUGACAGCUAUGAAAUCCAAGUUCUCUACGAGUUUAAGGCUGCUGGUAACUACCCAGCGACGUUGGCCUUUGAAUUUCAGCGAGACCUGAACUCCUCCAGUAGUUUAUUCCACAUUGUGCGCGAUAUUCAGGUUCAUUAUGUGACCGCGUUGGGAAUGGAGCUGAAACCUGUUGCGCCUUUUAGGCGCUCUUUUCCUGCUCGAGUACCUAUACUGCACUGCAAGAUUGUGGAAGGGCAUCCACCUGAAGGGAUGUUGAUAUUGCAACUAAAGAAUGAAACCCCACUCAUGAGCUAUCAAAUGCCAAAAGACACCACCCGGCUAGUUCUGUCACUGAACAAGGACAUCUCCUCUGAUAAAAGUGCAUUGCUGAAAAGUCCAUUAACCUUUGGGAACUACGUUGCAAAGUUCAAUCAGAUGUUGUAUUUGGAAGAGCAUCAGAUGCAAGUGGACAUCAGGAAAUACUUUAUACCCAACAGUGAACACGAAUCCGUCACCAUGGAAAAAGAUCCAAAUAACCAGAGGCUGCUCAUUCUAAAGAUCCCUGGUCUGUCUGAGAAUCGCCCUUCUGUGCUGCGAGGAGAUAAGCUGAUAGUUUAUUCCCAAAACGAAACCGGAGUGAAGUACAGUGGCUAUGUCCACAAAGUAGAGAGGGACUAUGUCAAACUGGGAUUUCACUCUGAUUUGUUGAAUCGUUUUAUCGAAGGCAUGCAUUUCAACGUGGAGUUCACAAUAAACCGCAUCAUGCUGCGCGUGCAGCAUAGAGCAGUGGGCUUUGCGGUCAAAUAUGGCCUUGGAGAAGUGUUAUUCCCACAGAAACACGACCUCAGCUUAAAGGAGAUGCCUGAAGUCCCCACACUAAGUCUCUGUAACCGUAAACUGGAAAACAACCCUGAGCAGAUGGAUGCUGUGUGUCACAUCGUAGCUGGCACCUCCAAACCCGCUCCAUACCUGGUGUUUGGACCACCUGGCACGGGCAAAACGGUCACUCUGGUUGAGGCCAUCAAGCAGAUAGUGGAGAGACAGCCACAUUGCCACAUUUUAGCCUGCGCUCCCUCCAACAGUGCGACUGAUCUUUUCUGCCAAAGAGUUGCCGAGCAUGUGGAUAAUCACUUAUUGUACCGCAUGUACGCCCCUAGCCGUGACCCACAAACAGUCCCAGAGAAGCUCAAGGCAUGUUGUAACCUGCAAGGGGAUUGUUACAUUUUUCCUCCCAAAGAGGAGCUGAUGAAGUAUAAAGUCAUUUUCACCACUCUGAUCACUGCUGGAAGGCUGGUCACAGGAAACCUCCCCAUGGGUCAUUUCACUCACUUUUUUGUGGACGAGGCCGGUAAUGCCGUGGAGACUGAAUGUCUAAUCCCACUGGCUGGGCUGCUGGACCCAAAGUCUGGACAGGUGGUUUUAGCUGGAGACCACAAGCAGCUCGGACCCAUCGUCGCUUCCCCCCUUGGUCUCAAAUUUGGAAUGGGCAUUUCCCUCUUGGAAAGAAUGAUGAUGCACGUGUCGUUGUAUCAGAAAAACGUCGGUGGGUUCGACAAAAACUUUGUCACCAAAUUGCUGUGCAAUUACAGGUCCCAUCCGGCCAUUUUGAAAAUUCCCAACGAGCUCUUCUAUGAUGGAGAACUCCGGGUCCGCGCCGAUGAAAUUAUACGCAACUCCUUCUGCAACUGGGAACAUCUGAAACAGAAGGAUUUUCCUGUGAUCUUCCACGAGGUGACGGGCGUUGACGAGCGAGAGGCCAACAGCCCUUCGUUCUUCAACAGAGCAGAGGUGGACGUGCUGAUGUUUUAUGUGAGAGAACUACUGCUGACUGCUGGCAAAAAGGGGCUGGCCAUAUUAUCUCCCAAAGACAUUGGCAUCAUCGCCCCCUACAGGAAACAAGUGCAGAAAAUCCGUCAGGCCCUGUAUAAAAUUGGAAAAGAGUUCAAAUUCAAGAAGGUGGAUGAACUUAAGGUUGGUUCUGUGGAGGAGUUCCAAGGCCAGGAGAGAAGAGUCAUCUUGGUGUCAACAGUGCGCAGCAACCGGCAGUACACAGACUUUGACAAAAAGUUCAGCCUUGGCUUUGUCACCAACGAGAAGAGGUUCAACGUGGCUAUCACUCGAGCUCAAGCCCUGCUGAUCGUGGUGGGAAACCCGUGGGUGCUCCGCACUGAUCGAGUGUGGAGAUGCUUCAUCGAGUACUGUAUAGAUUCGGGCGCCUACGACCCUGACCACGUGGAGGAAGAGGACAAUGUGAUCGCAAGGCUUUCAGGUCUCUCCAUCAAGAUUGACCUACAAGAAGAGGUUGACGCUUGCGAGCUUCAUGUUCGCCAAGCAGAAGAGUGAUGAACGACGACGUCUGAAUGUGAAUCUCUGCACCAGAGACCAUCAACUUGCAACACAGCUUUUAAUUUUUGGAGCAGAUCAUGCAAUAAUCACAAUCACAAUUUGUUCUGACUCCUGUAAAAAAACAAAAACAAAAAUAUUAUGUAAAUUUUAUAUAUGAGCAAUCUGAGGUGUAUUGUGAAGAAUUAAGUACACUGUGUGGUGAUUUUAUACAUGUAAUUCACACUGUAUCCAUGGAAUUUUUGUGUCAAAUAAAAUAUUUUUCAAAAUGA